UAUCUGUAGCAUAGUAGUCACAGAGUACAUAGAUACACAGUACAAAAAGCUUAAAUGGUUUCGUUGUCUGAUCACUGAUGUAAUGUGUUUUUUUCUUUCAAAUAAAGACGAACGCUCUUGGAAUAGUAACGGACAACGAUUUUAGUUAGCCUUCGUUUAUUCUUAAAUAAAGUGGUAUUUUUUUCAUCGAAAAGGCUGUUAAAAUGUCGGAUUUAAACACACAUGAUAAUGGCACUGUUGAAAAUGAAGCAGAACAAAGACCUAAUGGAAGUGGAGACGAAGGCGACGCAUGGGGAAGUCAUGACUCUUCAUCAGCACGUCGCUACGCCAGAAUGCCCGUAGAUAGGAAUGCACCGUUUUAUAAUAUGAACCAUAAGAAUCGUGGAAUGGCAAUCAUAUUUAAUCAUGAGCAUUUCGAUAUUCACAGCUUAAAAUCACGCACAGGAACAAACGUCGAUAGUGAUAACUUAUCAAAAGUACUGAAAAACUUAGGGUUCCGUGUUACCAUACUGCACAAUCUUAAGUCUGGUGAUGUGAACAAAUAUUUACAACAAACAGCUGAAAUGGAUCACACUGACAAUGACUGCUUAUUUAUCUCGGUGCUGACUCAUGGGGAAAUGGGAAUGUUGUACGCAAAAGAUACUCACUACAAAGCAGAUAACCUAUGGUACUAUUUCACAGCUGAUAAAUGUCCAACAUUGGCAGGAAAACCAAAACUUUUUUUCAUUCAAGCCUGCCAGGGCGAUAAACUAGAUGGAGGAAUUACACUGUCUAAUAGAACUGAAACAGAUGGAUCAUCUAGUGCAUCAUACAGAAUUCCAACACAUGCUGACUUUUUGAUUGUGUUUUCUACAGUCCCUGGUUAUUAUUCAUGGAGAAAUACCACUCGUGGCUCUUGGUUCAUGCAAGCCCUCUGUGAAGAGCUCCGCUAUUCAGGUACUGAAAGGGAUAUAUUGACAUUGUUAACAUUUGUAGCACAAAAGGUAGCACUUGAUUUUGAAUCAAACACACCGGAUAUGUUAACCAUGCAUCAACAGAAACAAGUGCCUUGUAUCACGAGCAUGCUCACAAGACUACUUGUAUUUGGCAAAAAACAAUAAUCUACCAAAAAUAAUAGCACUUUAUUGUAUCUUGUUAGUACCAGUAUUAGUGUGAUUUUAGGAAUCCUUUAUGGUUCUCUUUUAACUUAUUAGAUUAAACUUUUAUAGCAUU
Molecule: messenger RNA, 1212 nt
Organism: Nymphalis io (European peacock)
Lineage: Eukaryota; Metazoa; Arthropoda; Insecta; Lepidoptera; Nymphalidae
Gene: Caspase1
Product: caspase-1-like
Exons: 1
Coding region: 204-1100 (298 amino acids)
Biological process (GO): apoptotic process; proteolysis
Cellular component (GO): cytoplasm
Source: RefSeq, a predicted model, not a curated record